This is a messenger RNA of Petromyzon marinus (sea lamprey), 2796 nucleotides long. RefSeq names its product magnesium transporter NIPA2-like. The record is from RefSeq and is a predicted model, not a curated record. Gene Ontology annotation, cellular component: membrane. NCBI's taxonomy places the organism in Eukaryota, Metazoa, Chordata, Hyperoartia, Petromyzontiformes, Petromyzontidae. Gene Ontology annotation, biological process: magnesium ion transport. Gene Ontology annotation, molecular function: magnesium ion transmembrane transporter activity.
GCGCCAGUCUUGCCCAGCCGCUGUCACCGCGCACUUUUUAUCGCGAUGACGUCACCACGCGAGCCGUGCUUCCGCGUGGUGACGUCACGCGGGCCGCCCCUCGCCGUGCAGUUGGGAGACGCCGAGGCGCGGAAUCGCACAUGAGCCAGUGACAAGGCUGUGGAGGUAGCAGUGCACUCUGGGCAGCCAGAGGGGCGGCAGCAUGGAAGGAGGCAAGGACAAGUACGGCUUCUACGUAGGCUUGGGCCUGGCCAUCAGCUCCAGCCUCUUCAUCGGGGGCAGCUACAUCCUCAAGAAGAAGGGUCUUCUGAAACUGGCGAAAACAGGGUCAACGAGGGCAGGGCAGGGUGGGCAUGCCUACCUCAAGGAAUGGCUUUGGUGGGCUGGACUUCUCUCCAUGGGAGCUGGCGAGGGCGCGAACUUCGCUGCCUAUGCAUUUGCUCCGGCCACACUGGUCACUCCGCUGGGUGCCCUGAGUGUCCUUGUCAGUGCAGUGCUGUCGUCGUACUACCUGAAUGAGAAGCUGAACCUACAUGGAAAGCUGGGCUGCAUGCUGUGCCUGUUGGGCUCCACUGUCAUGGUGAUCCACGCUCCACAGGAGGAAGAGGUGGAGUCUCUGGAGGUGAUGGCUGUAAAGCUGCAAGACCCCGGCUUUAUCGUGUUUGCCACUGUGGUUGUCAUCUCCUCCCUGGUGCUGGUGUUCGCCGUGGCCCCGCGGUACGGCCAGACCAACGUGCUGGUCUACAUUUCCAUCUGCUCGGUGAUCGGCGCGCUCUCCGUCUCCUCCGUCAAGGGCCUGGGCAUCGCCAUCAAAGAGGCCAUAGGCGGGCGGCCCAUGUUCAAGGAGCCGCUUACGUGGAUCCUGCUCAUGAGCCUCGUGGCUUGCGUGGCGACGCAGAUCAAUUACCUCAACAAGGCGCUUGACAUCUUCAACACAUCCAUCGUGACACCGAUCUACUACGUGUUCUUCACCACGUCUGUCAUGGUGUGCUCCGCCAUCCUAUUCAAAGAGUGGUACCACAUGUCAGCAGCGGACAUCAUCGGAACUAUCAGCGGCUUCCUCACCAUCAUCCUGGGUAUCUUCCUGCUGCACGCAUUCAAGGACAUCAACCUGACGCUCGGUUCGCUGCCGACGUUCAUGCGCCGAUUCGAUCGGGCGCCCUCAAUGACGAACGGCGGCACAAGCGAUCGGCAGAGCUUGCUGAACGGCGACGCCGCGGAGCACCACGCCCCCUUGGCACGCUCCUUCCCGUCGGGCCGGCGCAAUGGCAGCGUGCUCGACAUCUGAGCUUGAAGACCGCCGGUGACUCACACAGAGGUGCCUCCUUUUUUAUGGCAAUCCAAGGACGCGGGCGCAUCCCUUGCAACGCGACACCUCUCUCUCUCUCUUGGCCGCAUCGCAGAAACUCAAUGCGGUUGUCAGCAGUGGAGUGAACUCGUGGCCACCGUCGCAGACCCAUCUUGAUGGAAGAGGAGAAGCGUUGACUGCGCAAUAAAUGAACUGAGCGACGUUUGUGAAUUCCUUCUGUUAUUAUUUUGGAGCAAUAUACAUAACCCAUGGAAUGCUGGCAUGAGACCAGCAAUGGAGGCAUGCACGGUUGCACAUUGGAAAAACUGCAACACAUGGGUGGGUGGGAUAGCUCAAGUGGCUGUGCUCGCCAUGUCAAAGCAAUGACUCGGCACUGCCUUUUAAAGCCAAAACAUCUAGUCGUACGCAAUAGGACCUCAUUUGCAGCAAGUUUGAUGAUCUCAUUCCGGUCACCGAUGGCUGCAUGAAAGGACCCAUAUUAAAAUGUAUGUUUGCGUGUGAUUCAGUCAAAUUCAUCAUUGUAGGCCUACUUGACAGACGGUUCUCUCUCCUGCACAUCUUAAGAGAGCAGUGUCGCGGUUUCUACAGCUGGACGAUGAAUGGAGAGCAGGCUGAGGUCUGUUAUUGCUCUGCUGGGUUCCACACUGUAACAUGCAUCUCUUCAACCCGUAGUGGAAUAUCAACAUGGAAUAAUGCUUCGCAUUUUACAGAUUACUGCACCACAAAUGGAAUAUACACACAUGUUGAAAAAAACGUAAACGUUGACAUACUAAAUUUUAGUCGCAGUUUUUCAAGGUAAAAUUUGGUGUUGCAUAUUUUUAGUAUCGGGCUGCAUUGCUUACAAUGAGCACACAUUACAUUUCCGUGCACAUAAAGCAGUUUCUUGUACUGUAGGUUUAUCUUGCUGUUGAAGUUGACAUGUAACAAUAUCACAUUGCAGCCUGCGUUGUUAUUCAAUUAUAUAUUUUGUAUUAUUUACAUUUGAGCUUUAAAGCCAGAGUGCUUUUGAUGUAUUCAUCCAAGAGUUGCACGUGUAAAGUGUUCCAUGCAAUUGAAACAAUGAAACGUAUUGCCUGUAUGUAUUCAUCGGGUCUCUCGGUCUCUGUUCUGCAACUGGGGACUUGGUGCACAGAGGUUGCUCGUAGAGCAGUUGGACUAUUCUGAUUUAGGUAUAAAAAUUUAAUGAUUUUACCAUUGGUUGAAGUGUUUGCUGUAUUAUUAUUUGCUUGGUAACGGUUGUAAUUGGAAAAGGAGUUUGUUUUUAUUUGUUGAGAUUGCCCAUGGCUCAACAAUACACACUGGUGUAUGAUUCAGCGUUUAUUUUAUUUAGUACGAAGGUUGAGGACUAAUUUUACAUUUUGGACCAAAUGGAUUUGAGGUAAUAGAUUUUUUUUUAAUUGUAUGUUUGGAAAGUUGAUUGUAAAAUAAAAAUUUACAUCUUUUUGAGGGAAUCUGUAAUUUUAAUAAAUCAUAUCUGUAAACCAGUA